AUGAAUACCAACGCUAGAAAGAUAAAAGACAACUGGAACUCCAUUUCUGCCUGGAUAGGAGACUCUGAUCCGGGCUGGAUUGGAUAUGUCUGGGCUGGAUUGAACUGUCAACAACUUCAACUACUAAGCUUCAGCUGUAAAUCGAUACCAAAGUUCAAUUUUGGCAGAGCUUUAAUCUACUUCAAGCUUUGUGAGGCUUUUGAGUGGGCAAAACUGCAGCUUCUUGAGUUUGAAUGA
Messenger RNA from Prunus armeniaca (apricot), 237 nucleotides. The record is from the annotation of a GenBank genome assembly. NCBI's taxonomy places the organism in Eukaryota, Viridiplantae, Streptophyta, Magnoliopsida, Rosales, Rosaceae.